CGGUUAACUUAAUGAACGAAGGAAACUACAACAAAAGAAACGUUCCCCAUGACCUUGACCUCGUCAGUUUACAAAAUGGCCACGGUUUGCAAGGUUUUUGGAAGGUUGUCAGUGUUUGGUAAGCAGGCAUGUGGGGUCCGGCACUGCUACACGAAAACAAGAAAAAACUUGAUGAUUGGCAAAAACACCAAAGUAAUAUGUCAAGGAUUCACGGGUAAACAGGGUACUUUCCACAGCCAGCAGGCCAUUGAGUAUGGCACGAACAUGGUGGGUGGUGUGUCGCCAGCCAAAGCCGGCCAGUCUCACCUCGGGCUUCCUGUCUUCGCAACCGUCGCAGAGGCGAGGGAGAAGACUGGAGCGGAGGCCACUGUUGUGUUUGUCCCCCCGCGGUUCGCAGCGGCAGCACUCAUUGAAGCCAUCGAUGCCGAAAUCCCAUUGGUUGUCUGUAUAACGGAGGGCAUUCCCCAGCAGGACAUGGUGCGAGUUAAACACAAGCUGGUGCGACAGAGCAACACACGUCUUAUCGGACCCAACUGUCCAGGAAUUAUCAAGCCUGGUGAAUGUAAAAUAGGAAUCAUGCCGGGACACAUUCACAUGAAGGGGAAAAUAGGAAUAGUUUCGCGUUCGGGCACGCUGACGUACGAAGCGGUCCACCAGACGUCGGAGGUCGGUCUGGGCCAGUCUCUGUGUAUCGGGAUUGGCGGCGACCCCUUCAACGGGACAAACUUCAUCGACUGUCUCCAGGUCUUCCUAGAGGACCCAGAGACCACUGGAAUUGUCUUAAUAGGAGAAAUAGGAGGCCAGGCAGAAGAAAAAGCUGCUGAAUAUUUAAGUACAAAUAACAAGGGUCCAAAUGCAAAACCUGUAGUGUCUUUUAUUGCUGGAUUAACUGCGCCCCCUGGUAGACGGAUGGGUCAUGCGGGUGCUAUCAUUGCCGGGGGUAAAGGUGGGGCGGAGGAGAAGAUAGAAGCCUUGAAAUCAGCCGGAGUCCAAGUAACGAUGUCUCCUGCUCAAUUAGGAUCCACCAUGGCCAAGAUUUUGGACACAAAUUUUGAGACAGUACAAUAUAUUGUUAAUAGAGAAAGCUGGGCGAUAAUGCAAAGAUCUGUAUAAAGUGGGUACACAGCAAUGUAGUGUGAGGAGUAACAUGUUGCUACCAUGUCUUCAAAAUCGUGAUUACGGGUGCAGUGUCAUUCACUUGUAACCUACCUGUAUGUUAGAUUUUCUGUCAUCUUGGGGUUUCCAGCAAUAUUUAUUGUAAGCAUGAUCCAAAACCAAGCAGACUGGUGAUUUCUCUUAAUUCAUGUUAUUGUUUCAAAGGUAUUCACUGGGUUUUUUUGUUCUUGUUUUCAAAAAUAAUUCUGGAAAAACAUAAAGUUGGUCAAAACAUAAAAAAAAUAAUUUGAAAGCAAAUCAAGUGCAGUAUUAUAAACAACGAAACGUAAUACAAUUUUGCUGGGUUCAUACAAGUCAUGGAAAUCCUAGAAGUGUUCAUUUCAAGGCCUGGAAAGUCAUGGAAUUUUGAGUUGGGUUAUGGAAAGUUAUGAAAAAUGAAUUAUAAAUAGCGACUAAUGACUUUGUUUAAUAUUGUAUGGCAGGGGACAAUAUUUCAAAAUCUUAGGUAACCAAAAGUGGAUUUUUUACUGGCUAGAUAACCAAUAGUUGUGUCAAAUUUAAAUUAUAUUUCAAUAACUGGUGGGUAUAUUGUAUGAAUAUAGAAGAGGGCCUCGUAAGUUGUCAAACUUGUGCCCAAUUCUUUUGUUCUUUGUCCAAUAAAAUAUGUUUGCAAUCAGUCAACUGGUGGGUUACCUAAUCCUAACACUGGUACUUGUAUUUUAAACAAACUGAUUUUGCUGUGAGAUUUUGGAAUACAUGAAUAAAAUUGUAGUAAUCUUGAAUUUUUAUUUCUUGAAUAUAACAAUUCUCCAUGUAACUAUGAAAUUAAACUUGCAUAAUGGACACAUGGACAGAAUGAACAAUGGUUCGCUUGAAAUAUUGUGCCCUGGUAUGACAGGUUUAUAAAUACAUUGAUAUUACUUUGACUAUAAUUACAUGCACAUUGCUAACAACUCAUGAUGUACAAUUAUUUAGAGUAAAUUAGAGAAGAUGUUUAUUUUUUUCUCUUAUUUUUUUAAUUUUUAUUUUUUGAUUCUAAUCAGUGGAAUAAAAAUGCACUGCCACAGUUGUAGAACUAUCUUCUGAAUAUUGUACAAACCAUCACAUUUAAUCAUUAAACUAGCUUUACAAACUGAUAAUACAGAUACAUGUUUGUGUUUACAUGAUAUAUGGGACAGAUUGUGAAAAUGUAUGAGAAAUUGCUGAGAAAUAAUUAAUAACACAGACCACAGAUGAAGAAACAAAAAUAUCUCGCUAGUCCAUCUGACCUCUCAUGUUGGGUGAACAUACUUUCUGUAGCCCUGCAGACAUAUUUUACAUUGUAACACUAGGUUCAUUUAUAUUUGUUUUAAAAUAAUUUAAUACAUAUUGUAAUCGUCUGCUAUAGCAUAUCGGCUCCCACUCACUAUACUGGGGAUGUGGGGAUGGGUUGUUGUUUUUUGGUCCAUUUUUUAUUUUCUUUGUCCUGUUACUAGUAUUUAAAAAAAAAAAAAAAAUUAAAAUCAGCAGAAAAGUAAAAGAACAAUCACAUACUAGUAAAAAAGGGAACUUGGGUUAGUAGUCGGUGGUUCUGGAGAUGGUGUGACUGCUUAACCAAAUGUGUUGAUUCAUUUGAAUGAAUAAAAUCAAUUGUUGUUUUU
Gigantopelta aegis is the source of this 2756-nucleotide messenger RNA. Its product is annotated as succinate--CoA ligase [ADP/GDP-forming] subunit alpha, mitochondrial-like. Gene Ontology annotation, cellular component: mitochondrion; succinate-CoA ligase complex (ADP-forming). The record is from RefSeq and is a predicted model, not a curated record. Bases 49 to 1113 code for a protein of 354 amino acids. Lineage: Eukaryota; Metazoa; Mollusca; Gastropoda; Neomphalida; Peltospiridae. Gene Ontology annotation, biological process: tricarboxylic acid cycle. The transcript is spliced from 10 exons. Gene Ontology annotation, molecular function: succinate-CoA ligase (GDP-forming) activity; succinate-CoA ligase (ADP-forming) activity.